AUGUCAUCAAGCAACAGAAACUACGAUUUCUUGAUUAAGCUCCUGCUGAUCGGAGACUCGGGCGUGGGCAAGUCGUGCUGCUUGCUGCGCUUCAGCGAAGACUCGUUCACCCCUUCCUUCAUCACGACCAUCGGCAUCGACUUCAAGAUCCGGACGAUCGAGCUUGAUGGCAAGCGGGUGAAGCUGCAGAUCUGGGAUACGGCCGGGCAAGAACGGUUCCGCACCAUCACAACCGCAUAUUACCGGGGUGCCAUGGGCAUCUUGUUGGUCUACGAUGUCACUGACGAGAGGUCGUUCAACAACAUCCGGACGUGGUUCGCCAACGUAGAGCAGCACGCAACAGAGGGCGUCAACAAGAUUCUGAUUGGCAACAAGUGCGACUGGGAAGAGAAGCGGGUCGUCUCCACAGAGCGCGGCCAGCAGCUGGCCGACGAGCUGAACAUUCCUUUCCUCGAGGUGUCGGCCAAGACAAACACCAACAUCGACAAGGCCUUCUACAGCCUCGCCGCCGACAUCAAGAAGCGCAUCAUCGACACGUCCAAGCCCGACCAGGCGGGCGCCGGCCCGGCCGUGAAUGUCGGUGAGCAGAGCGGGGCGGGAGGCGGUGGGAAGUGCUGCUAA
This is a messenger RNA of Dichotomopilus funicola, 621 nucleotides long. RefSeq names its product ras family-domain-containing protein. Bases 1 to 621 code for a protein of 206 amino acids. Gene Ontology annotation, cellular component: endosome; plasma membrane. Gene Ontology annotation, molecular function: GTPase activity; GTP binding. The transcript is spliced from 3 exons. Lineage: Eukaryota; Fungi; Ascomycota; Sordariomycetes; Sordariales; Chaetomiaceae. The record is from RefSeq and is a predicted model, not a curated record. Gene Ontology annotation, biological process: regulation of exocytosis; protein localization to plasma membrane; protein secretion.